Ictalurus furcatus (blue catfish) is the source of this 6639-nucleotide messenger RNA. RefSeq names its product ATPase phospholipid transporting 10D (gene atp10d). The record is from RefSeq and is a predicted model, not a curated record. Lineage: Eukaryota; Metazoa; Chordata; Actinopteri; Siluriformes; Ictaluridae. Gene Ontology annotation, molecular function: ATP hydrolysis activity; ATP binding; magnesium ion binding. Gene Ontology annotation, biological process: phospholipid translocation. Gene Ontology annotation, cellular component: plasma membrane. Bases 583 to 4209 code for a protein of 1208 amino acids. The transcript is spliced from 22 exons.
GUAAAUCAGAAUUGUGUGUCCAAGUCUAAUGAAUCACAUGAAAUAAGGUAAAUGUGUGUGUGUGUGUGUGUGUGUGUGUGUGUGUGUGUAUGUAGAAUUAAUAUUCCAUGUAUUUUCAAAAUAUCCAGCAGUGAAAACCUAACUAUCGCUAUAUGAUGGAAAUAGACAAGAGGAACUUUAGACAAGUAUUCUUUUUCUUAUUCUAAUUCUUAUCAUAAUAAAGCACUACUAUUAAGGUGGAACUUCCCACAAAUGCAAAUGCCCCAGGAGGUAGAUGCUGCUGCAGCUGAUGAACAAAAUAGCUGGUUGCAGGAGGAGAUUCCUGCUGUAAAGCGGCUUCAAGUCGAAAAUGUAACUAACGCCGAGAAAACUGAUAUAUGAGCCGGGAAAACGCUCAGCCGCCCACACUGAUUUUUUUUUAAAAAAACAUAUAUCUCAGUGCGUGGACUUGAUUCUCGUAAACCUCCCCUGAUCGUGCGGCAGAUCUGAUGAGUUGAGUGGGAAAGAACUAAAGGCUCGGCAGGAAGCAGGGGCCUGAACUGAGCCUUUCUACACCAGUCUUUGGGACCUCUUGAUCCACUAAUGGAGUGGUUCCAUUGGUUUCGGCACGGACGGCAACAGGUGGCCUCCACAGAGUCGAAGCACGGCUGGUCCUCUGCCAAUGACUCACCAGCCUCAAAAGGUGAUUUAGAUUCCCGGGACCACUCGCGACACAGGCUUUCAGGAAAACGAAGAACAGUGGUGGCACGAUAUGGUCCACACCGGGCAGAAUACCAAAGCAUCUCUAAAGGUUAUCAAGGGAACAGUAUUCGGACCACCAAGUACACCGUCCUCAGCUUCAUACCCAUGAAUCUGUUCCAGCAGUUUCACAGAGCGGCAAACCUGUACUUCCUGUUCCUGGUGUUGCUGAACUGGGUUCCAGUGGUGGAGGCCUUUCAGAAGGAGAUUACCAUGAUCCCUCUCAUUGUCGUGCUCACUGUCAUCGCCUUCAAAGAUGCCAUAGAAGACUACAGGCGCUACUGCUAUGACCAGAGGAUAAACAACAAUCUCACACACGUGUACAGUGGUAAACAGCAGUGCUACGUGGAGAGGCGCUGGGCUGAUGUGUGUGUGGGUGAUGUGGUGCAUUUGUGCUGUAAUGAGAUCAUUCCCGCUGACCUGGUGCUGCUCCACUCAUCCGACCCAAAUGGAGUGUGUCACAUCGAAACUGCCAACUUGGACGGAGAAACCAAUCUGAAACAGAGACAGGUGGUCAAAGACCUACCACAACAAGGAUCGGAAUUUACUCCAGAGAACUUCAGCAGCCGCAUUGAGUGUGAAACCCCCAAUGAUGAUCUGAGACGUUUUAGAGGCUACAUGGAGCACCCUGAUAAAGUACGGGUGGGAUUACAUAGUGAAAAUCUCUUGUUGAGGAGCUGUACAGUGAGGAACACUGAGACUGUGAUUGGCAUUGUGGUCUAUGCAGGUCAUGAGACAAAAGCAAUGCAGAAUAACAGUGGCCCACGCUAUAAGCGAAGUAAUCUGGAGCGCAAACUCAACAUAGACAUUAUUUGGAGUGUAGUCUUACUACUGCUCUUGUGCAUUACUGCUGCUGUGGGCCAUGGUGUGUGGUUGAGCAGCCUGAAGGAUCCGAUCUUUAUGAUCUCAGAUGGCACACACCCAGCUCUUGCUGGCUUCUACAUGUUCUGGACCAUGAUCAUUGUUCUGCAGGUUCUCAUUCCCAUUUCUCUGUACGUGUCUAUAGAAGUAGUGAAAUUAGGGCAGAUCUAUUUUAUCCAGAAUGAUCUGGAUCUAUAUGAUGCCAGGCUGGAUACUGGUAUACAGUGCAGGGCACUGAAUAUCACUGAGGACCUGGGACAGAUCCAGUACUUGUUCUCAGAUAAGACAGGAACCCUGACAGAAAAUCGCAUGCUGUUUCGUCGGUGCACUGUCGCCGGCAAGGAGUACCCUCAUAAUGAGCAUGCACAAGCUAUGGAGCAGUAUGAGGAGCAGGUUGCUGGCCGACCUGAGCGCACACUCGCAUUGCGUUCUAGCUCCAGGAAGUCUCUCAGCUGCAACCGCAGUUCCUUAUCCCUCAACACCCUCACUGCUGCUUCUGACACACACUCGCCACAUAGCACACUCCAUCAUCAUGUAGCUGGGGCUUUUAGCAGCGCCAUGGAGUGUGCAGUGAUUCCAGAUGUGAAGCUGCAUGAAAAGCUGCAAGCACUUUCAUUUCCUCAGUGCUCUUCUAUUAAGUAUGAUACUGCAGAUCUCUCACAAAUCCUAGACUUCUUCCUUGCCCUGGCUGUCUGCAACUCUGUGGUGGUUUCCUCCCCCAGUCAGCCACGUCAUGUGGUGAAGACACCAGUGGCUCGCACUCCUUUACGCUCUCUGGAGGAGAUGAAGACUCUGCUGCAGAAACUGAGUCGCCCUCGCUUUUCACUGUCCCCCACUGAGAACUCUGACAGCCCUUCUGGUAACACCAGGAAGUUAUUUUCUCUCAGUCGUCACAGUCACUCUACGCCUCCACAUAUACCUACACACUCUCCAUCACCCAGCUCUGCCAUCACGCCUCAACAGCAGCACCACACAGAGGUCCUCGACCAAGACUACGAUGAAGAUGAUAAAGAAGAAGAUAACGAUGAUAAAGAAGAGGAGUUGCUAUAUGAGGCAGAGAGCCCAGAUGAGGCUGCACUGGUACAGGCUGCGAGGGCGUAUGGCUGCACUCUGCUGGGCAGGUCCCCGGAGCAACUGCUGGUUGCCCUGCCAGGCACCGGGCCACUCACUGUGCCGCUGCUUCACCUACUGCCCUUCCACUCUGCCCGCAAAAGAAUGUCAGUAGUGGUACGUCAUCCACUCACCAGCCAGGUGGUACUCUACACCAAAGGAGCUGACAGUGUCAUUAUGGAACUGGCUGGGACAUCAGACAAUGGUGAUAAUUCUAGAGAGAUCAUGAUGCGAACACAGCGACACCUAAAUGACUAUGCCAAGGAAGGCCUGCGAACACUCUGUGUUGCAAAAAGAGUCCUGCAGGAGGCGGAGUAUAAGGCAUGGCUAACUGAACAUACUGUUGCUGAAACCAGUAUUGAAAACAGGGAAGAACUACUUUUAGAAUCCGCUCAGAGAUUGGAAACUAACCUUACAUUAUUAGGGGCGACAGGUAUAGUGGAUCGAUUACAGGAAGAUGUUCCAGAGACCAUUGAAGCUUUACAGAAGGCAGGGAUUAAAGUAUGGGUGCUCACAGGGGACAAACAAGAGACCGCCAUUAACAUCGCAUGUGCCUGUAAACUCUUACAAGCGACUGACCAGUUACUUACUGCCAACUGUGACAGCAAGGAAGCAUGUGAAGCUCGGCUUUUAGAACUCCAGCAGGAGAUCAAAGUCGCUAAAGACAAAGGGUUGUCUGAUUUUGAUGUGGCUAUGUCUCAGGAUGAUGCUGGCAUCUCCGGCUUUACACUAGUGAUUGAUGGCCGUACGUUAGACUUUGCCCUGCAGAAGGAGUUACAGAAAGUAUUCCUGGAUGUAACAGUCAGCUGCCGAUCGGUCAUAUGCUGCAGAUCUACCCCCCUGCAAAAGAGCCAAGUAGUUCGACUUGUUGGUGACUCACUGGGGGUCAUGACCCUCGCUAUAGGUGAUGGAGCAAAUGAUGUCAGUAUGAUUCAGGUGGCAGAUGUGGGUGUUGGGAUCUCAGGUCAGGAAGGCAUGCAGGCUGUGAUGUCCAGUGAUUUUGCCAUCUCCAGAUUUAAAUAUCUGAGAAAACUCUUGCUGGUUCAUGGGCACUGGUGCUACACACGACUAGCUAACAUGAUCCUGUACUUCUUUUAUAAGAAUGUUAUGUUUGUGAAUCUGCUGUUCUGGUUCCAGUUAUUCUGUGGUUUCUCAGGAAGCACUAUGAGUAAUUCUUGGGUGCUCAUCUUCUUUAACCUGCUGUUUACGUCAAUUCCACCGCUGCUGUAUGGCGUGCUGGAUAAAGACGUGUCUUCUGACACACUCCUGUCCCUACCACAGCUUUAUAAAGCUGGACAGAACUCUCAGGCCUACCUCCCCUCCACCUUCUGGCUGAACAUGGUGGAUGCUUUUUACCAAAGCCUGGUCUGCUUCUUUAUUCCAUAUUGUACGUACGCAGGUUCAGACAUUGAUCUGUUCUCUUUUGGUUCUCCAAUCAAUGGUUCAGCUCUUCUCAUCAUCCUUCUGCACCAGGUCAUAGAGAGUCACACACUGGAAUAGCAGUUACACAUCUUCCAGUCAGCAACCUGCUUAUCCUUGUCCUCACUGCAACAGACUCUUCCGGGCCCGGAUUGGACUGAUCAGCUAUCUCCGGACCCACCUCCCAAGUGAAUAGAUGACAUAAAUGGUCCUCAUCGACACCGAUGGACGAGCAUCAUUGAUAACAUGAGCACAUAUGAGCUUUGGAAUUUGUUGAAUUAAGUAUUUGUCAACGUACCUUUUAUGAGCUGUUAAUUUAUGUAGGGAUAUGAUGCCUUUGGAGGUCUGUCCCAUUUAUAAAACUUUGAGGAACUUAAAAAGGAAGCAUAUACAGUUGUGGUUGGAAGUUUACAUACACUCAUCAUGAUUUUUUUUAACUGUUCUUUUUCUGGGGCAGAAUGAUUGUACAGCAUACAUCUUUUAAUAAAAAACUAAAUCAAGAAUUUGGUUCACAAGUUUGAAUUUAUUUGGGGUUUUCUGUAGUCAACACAAGGUCAAAAUUAUACAGACAGCACACCUAAUAUUUAGUUGCAUGUCCUUUAGCAAGUUUCCCCUCAAGCAGAAACUUUUGGUAGCCAUCCACCAGUUUCUGGUGGAAUUCUGGUUGGAUAUUUGACCAUUCUUCUUGGCAGAAUUGGUAAAGUUCAAUGACAUUUGUUGGUUUCUUGGCCCUGACUCGACUUUUAAGCACAGUCCACAAAUUUUCGAUAUGGUUGAGAUCAGGACUUUGGGAAGGCCAUUCCAAAAGCUUAAUGUUCGCCUGCUUUAUCCAUUCCACAACCAGCACUGAUGUGUGUUUGGGAUCACUGUCCUGCUGAAACACCCAACUGUGUCCAAGUUUCAACCGUCUGGCUGAUGGUUUGAGAUUAUGCUGAAUAAUUCUAAGAUAGUCCUUCUUCUUCAUUAUUCCAUCCACUUUGUGUAAUGCACCAGUUCCUCCGGCAGCAAAAGCAGACCCAGAGCAUAAUGCUACCACCACGCUUUAUAGUUGGUACAGUGUUCUUAGGGUUGAACACACCACCUUUACUCAUCCAAACAUACCUCUGGUCAUUGUGGCCAAACAACUCAAUCUGUCUCAUCUGUCCAUAAAACUUUCCUCCAGAGGACUUUUUCUUUGUUCAUAUGGUCAGCCGCAAACUUUACAUGUGCUUGAAAGUGUCGAUUUUGGAGCAGGAGCUUCUUUAUUGGAUGGCAGCCUUUCAGUCCAUGGCAAUGUAAAACUCGCUCGAAUGUAGACAGUGACACUGAUGUUCCAGCAGCUUCAAGUUCAUGGCAGACCUGUGCCUUGGUGGUUCCUGGGUUUUACCUGACCAUCCGAACCAGUUUCCUCUCAGCUGAGGGUGACAGUUUGGUUCUUCUUCCAGACCUUGGCAAAGUGGCUAUACUUCCCAAUAACUUUGAACUGAUAAACUAAUAAAUUGAUAUUGGAAUCUGCGAUUGUUUAGAAAAGGCUCCAAGAGACAUUCCUGACUAAAUCCACCAUCCUCUUUUUCAGAUCUGCACUAUUCUCCUUGGACUUUCUGAUAGUACUGUGUGUUGGUCAAUCCAAAGAGUGCUGUCAAACAAGCCGUUUUUAUGUUCGCACAGAGAAGCUGCCAGCUGUAGUCAAUCAUGAUCACUAACAGGAAAUUAAGAGGCCUUGGUCUUGUCAAUAUGUUUAGAAGAAUAGGCCAAAAUCACACCUGAAUACUGCGGCCGAUUAAUUUCUUCAUACAGGCAGCGUCUUGAAGCUGUCAUUACAAACAAAGGCUUCUCCACUAAGUAUUAAAUAAAUUUCAGUUAGUGUGUUCAAUACUUUUUUCCUGUAAAUAGCCUCAUUGGAAAUAUAUUUACUGAAAAAAAUGUUGACGCGUUCACUACUUAUUUCCACCACUGUAAUUAUGCCCACAAGCUGCAUGAUGGAGCUGCUGUUAGUUUGUACUGUAUAGUCAUCAGGAUAAUUAUCACAUUUCUGGUGGAAUUACUGUUCCUACACACUGUGUCCUCUCUGCUGUUGUUUCCAUCAGUCGUCGUCCAUGCAUAGUGAGCAUAGUAGACAAGCCAUAUCUAAGCAUACCUUAUAAAAUUGCUGACUGAUAGAGGACAUGGUGUAAUGAUGAUACGGUAAUGGUGAUACAUUUUUAUGGUAAUGUAGAAAAAACCUAGAAGGCCCUGAUCUACCUCUAAAUAUUAAUAAUGAAGCAAAACCAAUAAACCAAACUGCUAUCACUAACUGAUUUUGAACAUUAUAGGUUUGGUUCUCAAAAAGACCAAAUUCUGUUUGUCUGAGAAUUUCUCUAAGUGUAUUAGAUUUGGUCUAGAUUUACUUAUUUAUCUAUUGUCUUUGCCUCAUAUUAACACUGGAUUGUUGUGUGAUCUGCAGACAUGGCUCCAUGCAGUGGUGUUACUAGGCAGUGGCAUCUUCUACUACGCGUUUGUGCUAGUGUUCAGUGUCACAUGUGUGACAUGUAA